AUGAACCUGUCUGAUCUUAUGUGGUAUGUUUCUAUUAAUGGUGGUACCUCUGUGAAACAUCCUCUUAGAUGUGGAGUUUAUCAAGUAUCUGCUUUAGUACCCAUUUAACAUCUUCUUUACCUGUCACCGCUUUCAGACAUUAAAAGGAAAUUCAAUUCAGCUAUCAUUUCUAUGCUGA
Pocillopora meandrina is the source of this 178-nucleotide messenger RNA. The record is from the annotation of a GenBank genome assembly. NCBI's taxonomy places the organism in Eukaryota, Metazoa, Cnidaria, Anthozoa, Scleractinia, Pocilloporidae.